AUGGUCACUUCAAUGGAGCUGACGGUCGAUGACAUGUGGGACAUCUGGAUCGGCUCAGUAGCCGUAGCAUCCGUCAACACGACCGUCUCGCCCACUCCCGUGCCCAGCUCCGAAUUGAUCCCGCCUCCACCGCUUCACUACCCUUCAUGGAUGAGCGGCCCGCAAACUCCGCUGCAGGCAAAGAACGAAUCUUGGAGCUUCCCGAAGGAUUUCUGGUGGGGCGUCGCAAGCGCCUCCUACCAGGUCGAAGGCGCGGUAAAGGACGAGGGCCGCUCGCCUUCUGUUUGGGAUGGCCUGCUGCACAAUGUCGUCGACUACAGUCUGUACAACGAAACGGGUGAUGUUGCCAUCAAUCAUUAUUACCUUUACAAGCAGGACAUUGCCAGGCUUGCGGCUAUGGGAGUGCCUUACUACAGCUUUUCCUUAUCCUGGUCGCGAAUUUUACCUUUCGGCCGCGGUCCCGUUAAUGAGGCUGGACUGGCACAUUACGAAGAUGUAAUCAACACUUGUUUGGAGUAUGGUGUGAAGCCUGCGGUAACACUCUUCCACUGGGAUCUACCACUAUAUCUGUAUAAUCUGUACGGUGGAUGGACCAACGAGCAAAUCGUAGACGACUUCGUCAACUACGCCCGGAUAGUCUUUGAGAGAUUCGGUAACAAAGUGCCCAUGUGGUUCACAGUCAACGAGCCCAUCAGCUUCUGCACCCUCCAAAUGCCCGAGCAUUACUUCCGCCGCGUGCCCAUCCUGCAGAAGCAACAGCCCUACUACUGCGGCCAACACGUACUGCUCGCGCACAGCAAAGCCUAUCACCUAGCUAAAUCGCUCAACCUAACCGGCCCUGUGACGCUCAAGAACAAUGGUUACUACAAGACGCCGCGGACCAACUCGAGCGAAGAUGCCGAGGCGACGCAGCGCGCGUGGGACUUCAACGAGGGUUGGUUCGCGAAUCCCAUCUACGUCGACGGCGAAUACCCGCGCUACCUCAAGGACUACGUCUCCACCUUCUUGCGCGACCUGACCACGGAGGAGAAGGAGGCGAUCCAUGGGUCGGCCGAUUUCUUUGCGCAUGAUGCGUAUGCGGCGAAAUACUACAUGGCGCCCGACACCGGCAUCGACGCCUGCCUGACCAACUACUCGCACCCGCUCUUCCCCACCUGCGCCAAUUCCUCCUUCCAGCUGAGCGACGCCGACGGCGGCUGGCUGGUCGGGCCCGCGGCCGACCCGUACACGUCCUGGCUGCACAAGGCGACCGACUGGAUCCCGCAGUUCCUGCGCUACAUCAACCAGACCUGGCCGCACCCCGGCGGCAUCGCCGUGUCCGAGUUCGGCUUCACCGAGCCCUUCGAGCACGACAAGAAGCUGCUCGGCGACAUCCGCAUGGACCUGGGCCGCGUGACGUACUACCGCGAGUACGUGCACGCGGUGCUGAUGGCCAUGAGCGAAGGGAUCAAGGUCGUGGGGCUGCUCGCGUGGACGAUUGCGGAUAACCUCGAGUGGACGGCUGGGUUUGGCGUCAAGUUUGGACUGCAGUACGUGAAUUUGACGACGCAGGAGAGGGCGUAUAAGGCGAGUUUCUUUGAGCUGAAGGAUGUCAUUGAGACAUAUUGGGAAAAGUAG
This is a messenger RNA of Lasiodiplodia theobromae, 1617 nucleotides long. Its product is annotated as Glycoside hydrolase family 1. Bases 1 to 1617 code for a protein of 538 amino acids. Gene Ontology annotation, molecular function: beta-glucosidase activity. The transcript is spliced from 7 exons. Lineage: Eukaryota; Fungi; Ascomycota; Dothideomycetes; Botryosphaeriales; Botryosphaeriaceae. Gene Ontology annotation, biological process: carbohydrate metabolic process. The record is from RefSeq and is a predicted model, not a curated record.